This is a messenger RNA of Cavia porcellus (domestic guinea pig), 4211 nucleotides long. Its product is annotated as basic proline-rich protein-like. The transcript is spliced from 4 exons. Bases 30 to 695 code for a protein of 221 amino acids. NCBI's taxonomy places the organism in Eukaryota, Metazoa, Chordata, Mammalia, Rodentia, Caviidae. The record is from RefSeq and is a predicted model, not a curated record.
UAAAAGCACAAGACAUUCGCAGGAGGCAGAUGCAACUCCGUGACCUUGGGAGCUGCGUGUCUGGGUGGAGAGGACCGAAGGGCGUUCGCAAGCCCCAGCUCCCCUCCCCGCGGGCGCUCCGGGCCUCCCUCCCCGGCAGGCGUGGCCGGCGGCGAGCUGCAGCCUCGGGCACCGGGAGGAGCGCGGCCGCGUUCUCCUGCGCGGGCUGCCUGCGGCCCGGCCGGGAGCUCGGAGCCCGCAUCCCGGGACCGUUAUGCCAAGGCCCGGCGCCCCAGGGCACAAGAGCCGUCUCCGCCGGGGUCAGGCGGGGCGCCUGCCCUCCAGCCCCCGCGCCCGAGCGCAGCCGCAGCUCACCCAGCCCCGCGCCCUUACCUGGGAGGCGCCCCGGGAAGCGUCGGGCGCCUCGGCGCCCACAGCCAGGGCCCGGAUCACCGCCACAGGAAGGAGGGGGAGAGGACGGGGCUGUGACGGCACAGGAGGAGGAGCCGGGGGUCUGGGGGCAUCUGCCGGCUGGGAGGACAGAGCGUAGAGCGCCGCUGGAAGCACCCGGGUCCUGCAGAAAGCAGCUGGGGGGAGGCUGCUCCUGCUUUGGACGGGAGAGGGGCGAUCUGAGACCCACGUGCCUGAAUCUGAGACCUUCUUAUUGCCAUCAUUUGCCAGUAAAGAACAGAAUAUUAAAGGAUUCAAGAGUCUAAGCCAGGAGAAACAGAGGAUGGAAGAAGGAAAAACAGAGGGAGAGACAGAAAGGACAAGUGCUCUUCAACUCUGGAAUGGACAUGAGCUAACAGAAAAGCACGGAAAAGGGCCGACCAAAGUGCCCCGAGUACAGAGCUGACUCGGCCACCUGUAAAGAUGAGAACCUUGCAGGGGGUCAGCCACUCCUGAAGCCCAUGAGUGUCUUCGUGCCUAAGCUCUAGACUCACAUCAGAACAUUCUGAAAAUCAGAUUCCUGGCAUGGAGUUGAACAUGCCUUAGUCCAGCAAAGGAUCUGGCUUUUUCUGACAAUAGUAUUUGGAAAUUUCCACCAUCAAAGUGAGAAUGGAAAUUUUGGCUUUGUUGACAUCAGCCUCUUGCCAGGCUUCUGGUUUACUGGCUGUAGCUUCUGCCUCCCAGGGAUACAGUCCAGGCUGGCUCUGCACUCUGUCCUCUCCCUGCCCUCCUCUUCCCCUUUUCCAGCCCCAAACAAGGUCUCUGUCCCAAGUCACUGGCCCAACUCUUCACAUGUCCCUGGGUCCUACCGGCUGCGUCUACCCUCUCCCUCUCCAUCUUACCCUGAGGAGUUAAAACUGGAGGAGGAGUUCAUUGCUGCUUUGGAGUUAUUUUGAGAUGCAGUGGGGCUGCUGGUGUGGAGUCCUGAGCCAGGAGACGAAGGCCUGCUGUUGUUCCCAGGGGAACAGGAUGACGUUACUAAGGACAAGGAGAGGCAAAAACAAAAAGAAAAUAAUGCUGCUGGGUCCUGGGACCUUGUGACAUGGUCUUUGCAACACUUGACUUCCUGUAUAUCCCCAAAGGGACCUCACCUUCUCCCCACCCAUCUGCCCAUCAUAUACCACAUUAAGGUCUACACUCCAGUCUGUCCCUAGAGGGGCUGUUAUCGUAAAUGUGCUCUGCAGCCCAGGCCCUUGAGAGCAGUGUGGCUGGUUCUGCAAGUUCAAGACUUGCCAAAUGCAAGAACAGAUGCCAAAACCAUGCUACUCCAGGACACACCCUGGGCUGGGCAUAUGCAGCUCUAGACCAGCAGGCAGGAAAGGCAAAAGAAUAAGAAGCUUAGGAGGAGAGAAUAGGAAAGAGAAAUGCGCGCAGCAGAGGAGGAGAAUCUAGAAGUUUAAGAUUGCUGUUGUCUUCCAUCUCCACAGAGGAAAUCGACUACACACAAUCUUGAAAAAGCAUACAACAGGUGUAAGGAGACCCGAGUCUCAUCUUGGUCACGCACCUCUCGCUAAGCAGCGGUGUGGCUUGUGUUCAUUGCUGCGCCUUCCUGAAACUCACUCCGUCCUUUAUAAAAUGACAUAUUCGGGCUAACUGGAAUUCUCAUGUUUGUAUUUCCCAAACUCUGCCUCAUGGUUAGACUGGCAUAUAUUUUACCAUCCAAACUAAGACACUUUCAACAAUGCAUAUGGGUAACUAUGUCAGGACAUGAGGCACACCUGGACAUAAUGGGCACCCUGUCUCAUUCUCUGAAAUGCUAUCAGUACUUUUGGAAAAAGAGGGUACUCUAGAAAGUUAGUUGGACAAACUAUGGUUUCCCUCCACCUUCUGUGCAGCUCAUUUGAGGAUGUGUUAUCCAUGUGAAUGCUGAGAAGUGCUGCAAUUAAAACAAACAACAAGCAAACACACAUUUAUUUAAAUUUUGCUUGCCGGCAUUUCCCAGCUUAUUUGAACAUAGGAGCCUGUUUUAAUGUCCUUUGCAAUACACUGAGGGAAUGCUGAUUUAAGUAGGUCCCCUUCAGUGCUAAUACUCUGCUAUUUAAAGGACUUCAAGAGACCUUGUUUAAAAACUCACCUGUUCCGGGCAUGGUGCUAUGGAUGGGAGGGAUGGAGAGGGGGCCCAGAGAUCCUGGGGGAGAGACCUGAAAGGCAAGAGACCUUGUGAAUUUCCACUCCCACUGCCUCCUCCGAAUGUGGAUGCUGGACCCCAAACAAUAGAGAACAGGCUUUCCUGGAUGAUUUCCUGCUUCUAAAACCUGUACAGCCCUCCAUCAUCCUUUUCAUGGAGAGGCCCUGGACUACAUAUGGCCAUCUACCUCCAGUUCUGGUCUGCUCUAGAUUUGUGGUGAUGACACCACACCCUCCUUCCCUGUUGUGCACCCUGCAAGAUUUCUUUGGCACGGUCAGGCCACAGACUGCCUUACCCAGUGUCCUGGUCAUGAGAGAAGCUGGCCUCUGGGGCCCUACUGUGAUGGGUGUUGCCAGUUGUCCCCCUCAUUUCCAUUUCCCACUUCUCCUUUGUGAAAGAGCUCUGCUGGUGCUCAGGGCAGUGCAGUGCCAACCCUAGCAACGGGGCUCCAGACCUGCCCAUGCUGCUGGAUGAAUUGGAUCGCAGAUCUCCAGAGACAGCUGAGAGGUCUGAAUGUUGUCUCUGGAGCUUUUCUUUUUGUCCUGGAAACUUCACAACAUCAACUCUGAGAUUAGAAAGUGACUUAAUACCAACUCCACACGAUGAGUGUAUUCAUUACGCAUCACUAACAUGUACUAAUAAAAGAAAAACUAAAAAUAAUUAUUUCAAAAAAUUGAGUUUAACCUCCCAUGGAACUCAGGCAACUCCUCCUCACUGUUGCUAUCCUAGAAUAACAUCCCAGAACAAGAUGUCGUAAAAUAAAAGGACAGGCUGGGCAUGGUGGCAACACCCCUGUAAUCACAGCACUCUGGGAAAAUGAGGGGGCAGGAUCCCUAAUUGGAGCCCAACCUGGGUAACACAGUGAAUUAGUGAAACCCACUCUCAAAAUAAAAAGGAAAAAGUGCCAGGAAUGUAGCACAGUGCAAAGACCCUGGUUCAAUCCCCAGUAGCACAAGAUAAAAAUAAAUUUAAAAAGACAGACAGGUUGGAGAGCUGGCCCCAUCAAUCACCAUCUGCAUAACUUCAGGCAAGUUACCCAACCCCAGUGAAAUGUCAUUGUCUCAUCUAUGAAACAGCAGCAACACCUCCUUGAUAUUUUCUUUUCAUUAAGAUUUAAUGAGCUAAUGUCCAUAAAGCUUCCAAGCCAAUGACGGGCGAAGAACAUCAGUCUAUUAAGUGUUAAAGCUCUUCUUUCCUGAAGGAAAAAGCCAGCACAGCUACACCUCUCAGACGCUUUUCAACCCUGCUCUGGAGCUGGAACCUGCAUGCUUCACGCCCCUCCCCUCUCCUGCUGUGCUGACAGGGAAGCCCUGAGCAGUGUUUUCAAAGGAUGUUGACAGGCUCCUAUAACCUGAUGAUUCCUCCCCUCCCGAUCAGGACCUUCCCAUCCUAACAGGAUACAGCAUGUUCUCGUUUCCUAGUUAAUCAGCAAAUGUUCUCAAAUGCUUUCAUUUACCUUUCCUUCUACAAUGAAUCUCCUCAGUAGGCUGGGGCCCCAUGAGGGUGGAGACCAGUGUGGGGCAGUUUGGGAGGGGUGGCAGAGUGGUUAGAGAUGUUAUCGACUUUUUCCUGCCCUUAUUCCUCCCCUCCCUGGUGCCACACCCAAGAAAUUUGUUGUUUUCAAAUAAAUAAAAAAUAUGUGUAGGCACUGUGA